UCUCCCAUUAUCACUUAUUUGCUUCCCUUUCUCAUUUACCAUUUUCUCUUUAAAUAAAUUUAUUUCUAAGAGUCUCAUUUUUAAGAUUAGGGGCGUGUUAGGAAAAAAAAAGCAUAGGAGUUAGGGAAUGCAGUUCUGUCUCCUGGUUAACACUUAUAGAAGUAUGUGUAAAGAGGAGCAGUGUCUUAUUACAUACGAAGAUGAUUGCCUUUGAAGCAUAUCUCUGAGAGGACUUCCACCCUUUUUGUUAAGAUGGAAGCUCGACCCUCUAAGGUUGGCAAUGACGAGAGCAUCUUCGUGGGAAGGGAGGACAGUACCUUCUUGGACUCACCUUCGUCUUGGAGGGACUUGUAAACAUUUCCUUUGCUACCACCACACUCACUGGGGGAUACCGUUUCCCCUUUAAUUCUUUAAGUCAAAUUUAAUCUCCAAUACUUUCUGGUAUCUUCAUUGUAUGGAUGAGUAAAGGUAGAACAUUUAAGCAGGGUUUUUGAAAGGCCUUGACAUAAUAAAGAAGAAAUAAACCAGGAGUCAUCCAAGAGCCAGAGAUCUGACUCAUAAGAUGUGGCUUGCUCUCUGAUCUUGUCCUAGCUCUAGGGUGCCCAUGUGUGAGGGACAACUUAGUAGGAAUCCACUCCUAGACAUCCAUCCUUCUCCAACUGUAGAUCUAGGGCUUGUCUAAACUCCACCUUCCUUCCACGUUUUAGUCCUUCUUUGGGAACCCGUGUUCUUCUCACAUAAAGGUGUCCAUCCUUUCAGGGCAUAUCAAGCUUGCCCAGAAAGCUGUCAGUCUCCAUUUAAGAACUCUAAUGGAAUGUAACCCCACAAUCCCCAAAUUAAUAUAAGACACACACAUCAAAUGGGAGAAAGAGGGUCUUAUUUUAUUUUAGAUCUCUGCAUUAGAGUUGGAAACCAGAGCACAUGAAAAACUCCUUUAAGGUGCUUUGAUUUAUUGGAGGCGUAAGUUAAUUUUUUUGGUCAUGUAUAUCUCUGGGUAUACUUUUUGUAUCUUUAGUAAAAUUUUAGUUAACUGUUAUUAGAUGUCUGGGUGCCUGAAUAAAUCCGACUGCAUACUGAAUUUUCUAAAACCGAAGGCUGCCAAGAAGGAGCCAAUGUGAUUUUGGUUUUAUCAGUGGCCUAAUGGAGUUAGCAAUAGUAGUGUAGUAACAAUUAUUGUCAGGUCAGUGAAAAGACCAACAUUCCACAUAUUCUGCAGUGUAACUGUUAGUAAAUGGCUGGGAGAUUUGUCCUUCAUUUUGCAAAUUUAGAAGAAAGAUACUCACUCCAAGUGUCGCCUACCGAGGGUUGAAGUUUAUAGUCAGCUUUAUCUGCAUGAGCGUGUUAUAAUGCAAGGAGUAUAAAGAUCUGGGUUUUCUUGGAGGCGGGAUUGGGUAGGGGUUAAAAGCACAUGAAAAGAAUUACAUUUGAUUCCUAAUUAUUAGUUACAUUACCUUGGGCAAGCUAUCUGACCUCUCUGAGCAUCAGCCUUCUUAUUUUAAAACUGGGUGAUGAAAGUGGCCCCAGAGGGUAACUGCCGAGAUGGUGAAGGGAUCUGUGUAAAGCAACAGCACUGUGGCAGACACGUGGUUGAUCAUUUUGGAUUUAAUACUGUGAAAACUUUUAAUCAGCGGUACCUAGUAGCUGAUAAAUACUGGAAGAAAAAUGGUGGAUCAAUACUUUUCUACACUGGUAAUGAAGGGGACAUUAUCUGGUUUUGUAAUAACACGGGGUUCAUGUGGGAUGUGGCUGAGGAACUGAAAGCUAUGUUGGUGUUUGCUGAACAUCGAUACUAUGGAGAGUCUCUCCCCUUUGGUGACAACUCAUUCAAGGAUUCCAGACACUUGAAUUUCCUGACAUCAGAACAAGCUCUGGCUGAUUUUGCAGAGUUAAUCAAACACUUGAAAAGAACAAUCCCAGGAGCUGAAAAUCAACCUGUCAUUGCCAUAGGAGGCUCCUAUGGUGGCAUGCUUGCCGCCUGGUUUAGGAUGAAAUAUCCUCAUAUGGUAGUUGGAGCUCUUGCAGCUUCUGCCCCUAUCUGGCAGUUUGAGGAUUUAGUACCUUGUGGUGUAUUUAUGAAGAUCGUAACUACAGAUUUUAGGAAAAGCGGUCCACAUUGUUCAGAGAGCAUCCGCAGGUCCUGGGAGGCCAUUAAUCGACUCUCAAAUACUGGCAGUGGUUUGCAGUGGCUUACUGGAGCCCUUCACUUAUGCAGCCCAUUAACUUCUCAGGACAUCCAACAUUUGAAAGACUGGAUCUCUGAAACCUGGGUGAAUCUGGCAAUGGUGGACUAUCCUUAUGCCUCUAACUUUUUACAGCCUUUGCCUGCUUGGCCUAUCAAGGUAGUGUGCCAGUAUUUGAAAAAUCCCAAUGUAUCUGAUUCACUGCUGCUGCAGAAUAUUUUCCAAGCUCUGAAUGUAUAUUACAAUUAUUCGGGCCAGGUGAAAUGCCUGAAUAUUUCAGAGACAGCAACUAGCAGUCUGGGAACACUGGGUUGGAGCUAUCAGGCCUGCACAGAAGUAGUCAUGCCCUUUUGUACUAAUGGUGUCGAUGACAUGUUUGAACCUCACUCAUGGAACUUAAAGGAACUUUCUGAUGACUGUUUUCAACAGUGGGGUGUGAGACCAAGGCCCUCCUGGAUCACUACUAUGUAUGGAGGCAAAAACAUUAGUUCACACACAAACAUUGUUUUCAGCAAUGGUGAACUAGACCCCUGGUCAGGAGGUGGAGUAACUAAGGAUAUCACAGACACUCUGGUUGCAGUCACCAUCUCAGAGGGGGCCCACCACUUAGAUCUCCGCACCAAGAAUGCCUUAGAUCCUACGUCUGUGCUGUUAGCCCGCUCCUUGGAAGUUAGACAUAUGAAGAAUUGGAUUAGAGAUUUCUAUGACAGUGCGGGAAAGCAGCACUGAGAAACUUUUGAUUGUUUUCAAUUUCUUCUUUUAUGUUCACACCACCACAUUCCCAUUCACUUUGAUUUUCUACAUGUAAUUACCUUCUUUUGUUUAUCAUUAGAUUUGAUGGGGCCAAGGUUGAGAUAGAAUAGAGGGUGAUGACGGUAAGAGCAAGUGUCCCAUGAAUGUGAUUUCCUGGGUUCUCACUGUCUUUGCACCACGUCUAGGAAGAAUCUUCUUGAUAGCUCUCCCACACCAUCAGUGGCCCUCAUAACUGGAGUAGAGUUCCUGAUUGCUUUUCAUAAGAGGGAGAGUUACUUUCUUUGUAUCUCUGCAAGCAGAGAUUUCUCUUUGGUUUUGAGGUUGAAGUGUCUUUGGCCCAUUUGUAAGUCCCCAUCCCUACCCUACACAAAGUAAAAGCAGAAGAUAGAUAAAAAAUGAUGUAAUUGCAGCUGGUAGGAUGUCUGGUGCCAAUCCAGGAAGUGAGAGCCAUUUCUUUUGUACUGGAUUUAAUGACUUUGAACUGUGCUGUAAAUAAAUAAUACAGCUGGACCUUA
Pan troglodytes (chimpanzee) is the source of this 3448-nucleotide messenger RNA. RefSeq names its product prolylcarboxypeptidase (gene PRCP). Gene Ontology annotation, molecular function: serine-type exopeptidase activity; dipeptidyl-peptidase activity. The transcript has 9 exons. Bases 1509 to 2909 code for a protein of 466 amino acids. Lineage: Eukaryota; Metazoa; Chordata; Mammalia; Primates; Hominidae. The record is from RefSeq and is a predicted model, not a curated record. Gene Ontology annotation, biological process: negative regulation of systemic arterial blood pressure; regulation of blood vessel endothelial cell migration; proteolysis.